AGAUACAACUAGGUUAUAUUCUGUUUCGCUGCCACUGUUCAAUUUCUUCAGUUUCUCUUCAAAUUGAUUUCAUAUUUAGUUUUGUAUGCUAACCAUUGACAGGAAAUUCAUUUUCACCAUAAAUCAAUAACUGAAAAGUUAAUGGCUUUUAAAGUUUGUAAAUUUUGGUUAGUUUAGCCAAUAGUAAGCCACAGACACAUUCCUGCCGGUUUCCAUAGUAACAAGCCUCAGAUGCAGCCAAGCAAUCAGUAAAACAAAGCUACACAUACACACAUACACACCCUUGACAAGGUAACACCUAUAUAUCUAGAAACUUCUUCCUGGUGUGUUAGCAACGUGACAACAACAGUUGCGCAACCAAAUUUCUACUGCUGCUUCAUCAAACAUAGCUCGCAACAUCCUCCUCACAAGACAAAAACAGUAAAAAAAUUUUUUUUUAAACCCAGAAAACUUCGGGCUGAAAUUCAAAGACAAUUAUUAACUCAGAUUCACUAUGGAAGACCAGACUGAAAAUACUCAGAAAAGAGCUUUAAGGGGCUCGACACCAAAAUGGGAUGAAGAAGGAGGUGACAAUAAAGGAGACCCUAAAAACUGGGAAAUAAUUAGAAAACAAGAUGUUUUGGACAAACACAUAUCUUAUACAAGAUUCAAUGCCUAUGAGGACAAAAUUAAUUUGUUGAUAAAUUCUCAGGAAGAAGAAUGUACUUUUUUUAAAAAUAUAGGAAUGGAUACAAUUACUUUACAAAAAGAAAAUGUUUACAAUCAAGAAUUAAUAAUUUCUGGAAAACUAGAAUUGUUCCUGGAACACUAUUUACAGAGAAAUAAUUUACAAGACAAACACAAAACCAUUGAGCCAUCAAAAUUACCCACAAAAUUCCGGCCUCUUUGCCCGGUUGUGACAAGAGAAGCAAAGAUCGAGGAAUCUGGAGAAGAAUUGGAGAAAAGCAUAAUAUCCAAUGUCAUUGUCAUACGUGAGGGAAUGGUAACAUAUUCCCACCAUUUUAUGACAAUAUGUUGUUUGUCAAGAAAUGGUGACAGAAUUGAUGUCCAUUGUCCAUCUUCUGUCACCAAUUUCACCAGAAUCAGUGAAGACAUGGUUCUGGCAACCCUCCCCUUCCAAGAAAUGAUUCUUAUUAUCAGCCCCAAAACCUUUAAGAUCAAAAGGAUAAAGUUGGGGUUAUAUAUGGUGAGUUACUUGGAAGAUUCUACACUAAUAGGUGUAGAAAUGUUUGGUAAAACAGUUUACCAAUUUGAUUGGGAGGAUAACACUAUUAACUAUCAAUUUAUUACCAAAGAAACCCCUACAGAUAUUGCUGUAGGGGUCCAGAAUAUUCUUUUAAUAUCAUUUCCCAGUAUUAAAAGAGUAAUCUGUUUUAAACUGGAUGGCCAACAGUUAUGGGAGGUAGAGACCCAUUCUCUGCAUCUCCCUAGUAAAAUCUCUCUGUACCAAAAUUAUUUCUAUGUCCUCCAGGGACAAAUAAUUUAUAGGAUUUCAGCUAAAGGUGGUGUAACAAGGAGGGACAUUGGCAAGAAAUGCCGCUCUAUUUCUGUUGGUAAAGAUACCAUUUUGGUAACAGAUUAUUGCGGCAGACCACAUGGUAUUCAAAUGAAUAAAGACUUUUGGCCCAAACUGUCAUACAACCACCAGCUACAUACCCCCAGUUUAAAAGACUAUAUUGAUAUUGAGGAUUGCUACAACAUUACAAAUAUUCUACCUAUGUCUACAUCUUCUAUAUUAAUAAUUUACAAAAACAAGAAAGCUAAAUUAUUCACUGAUAAUGGGGAAAUAAUUAACCAAAAUAAUUCAGUUUUCCUUGAGCUUCCUUCUUUCUGUUGUAGAAUAAACGCAAACAGAUUCCUGGUAUUUUAUCGUGAAAUGAAAGGAUUUCAGUAUAUCACCUGUCCUGAACUAAGAAAAGGCCCUUUAAUGAAAGUCCAUACUGAUUACAUUACACUAUGUCAUGUUGUAUCAAAUAAGUGUUUAGCUCUAACCACAAGUGGAAACAAAAGCGAGGUCCAUAUCCUCUUGAUCCACGAAGAUAAAGUUGACAUUGCAGAAAGAAUUUCUCUGGGACAUCAUAAUGUCAGCAUUGCUGCAACUCCAAUUAAUUUUGUAGUCAUAGAUGGAAACGAAAAUAAAAUGGUAUUUUAUUCCACAUGUGGUGAAGAACUUUUUCAAAAAUACCUUCCAUUCUAUGGCCACCCUCAUCACAUCUACUCUGAUAAUGUUUAUUUCUAUGUCCUCUUCAGAAGACACUGUAUUCUCAGAUGUUACGAUCUAUAUGGACAAAUGAAAUGGCAGUGGGAACUGCCUUUCCCUGUUCACCCUCACAUUGCUGUUUUCCAAGGAACUCUUUAUGUCCCGGACACUCAACUCAACAGGGUUCUUCUUUACAAGUAUCAAGACCGGUCGUCUGGCUGCCUUUUACCCAUUAAAAAUCCUUAUAUCAGAAAUCUAAAUCUACGACUCAAAGAAAAGGAGAAUGACCAAAAACUUGUCAUUGGCGAAAUAUGUAAUCUGUCCAAUGGACAGUUGGUGGUGUUCGACAUCAACCAUGAUUGCUUGUUGUACAUUUCUGAGGAAGGAGACAUUGUGUCCAGAUUAUCUCUGCCGUCUACAGCCACAGAUAUAUGUCGAUGGGGUUCUGAUCAUAUAGGGGUCACAUUACCCCUACAGAAACAAUUAAGGGUCAUCGGAAACCUAUCAAAUACAGUGAGAAGUGUAUUAUUAAGGCAGCCUUAUGUACGGGUGUGUAAGAUGGGUGAACGUGAAAUUGUUUGUUAUUGUGAUAAACCAUCACAUUUAGACAUUUUAACUAUUAAUUAUUAUAAUCAAGUCGAAGUAAUUAAGACAAUUAAUAUCCCUGUGUUUGUGAAAUCAUUAUCAAUAGACAAGGAAACACUAAAGCUAUUGAUUGUUACUAGGGGAAAAGCUUUUCAGUACAACACUAGAAUAGGUGGUGGUGGUCAUAGAGGUCAUAAUUUGUUGGUUAAUGAUCUUGUUACUAAUAAUCAUCUUAAUUAUUAUAUCGACCUGGUGGAUGUAUUUUCCAGACACAUUUCUCUCAGCGAAAUGUUGUCUUCCACUUUAUAUCUACAGGACCUGAAAGUUUCUGAUAAAGCCAGACAUAUUCCUCUCCCUAAACAUUUGGGAGACAAAGAACCAGUGUGGAUUGAACGUUUGGUUAUUACAGAAAAUAAUCUGAUUGCAGGAUGUGACAGGAAGAAUGGAAACAUUAAGAUAUUCACACUGGAUGGUCACCUAUUGGAUUUAAUCAAAGUGAAUGUUUAUGACAAUACUAAAAUGUGUCGAUGGCAGUCAAACACACUGGUCAUUACGAAUGGGGAUUAUAAAGAUCCUAAUAAACACCAACUGUUGACAUUAAAAGUGGAAUAUCCAUUGUCGUUGCUAAUUUACCAAACGAGAAAUAAUUAUGAUUGUAUAGCUUCUUUAUCAAAUAAUCAACUGGUUUUGAGUGAAUGGAGAGAUGUAAGACAUUUGUAUUUUGUUGAAAUUGAUGAAAUACGUUCGAGUGUGAAGGAAACAAACAAAAUAGACAUACCUGAACCAUUAAUAGAGAGAAACGAAGAUGGAAAGUAUUAUGAUAGAAUCCAGGAUAUUAAAGUUACUGAUGAAGAUGUCAUCAUUGUCUUAAACAAGAAUUCAUCAUUUUCUUCAACAGUGGUGGUCAAUAUUUACAUUCAGUCAGACACUACAUGAAGUAUUUUGGUGAUGAUGACAGGAUGACAAUUGAUGACAGUUUUUUGUACAUUUAUGGUCGGUGGGAGAAAUGUUUUCGUUUAUCUGGAUAUAAAAAAAUUUUGUGUUUGACCCAGAAUGGGGAAUACGAGAGAAUAUUUUUAAACAAAAGAAUUUUUAAACAUAAAUUAGAUUUCUCCAGUAUAGACUGUAAAGGACCAAGGUUUGUUGGAAGCCAUAGGAGGGGAUGGAGGAAUGAAUUGUAUGUUGAAGGGUUGUUUAUGGUGAAUCGAGACAGCUUCCCGGUUGUUCGUUUACAAACAGACGAAUGUCCUGUUCAAGUAAAAGAUUUUGAUGUCUCUGAGGAAGGAAAGACAGUUGUGUGUGAAAAAGCCAAUAAUGGAAAUGUUAAAAUAUUCGAUGAAGACGGCCAGUUGCUACGUCACAGAAAAGUUGCAAGUUUAGUUGGUGGUGUGUGUUUUA
This is a messenger RNA of Octopus sinensis (East Asian common octopus), 4183 nucleotides long. RefSeq lists its product as uncharacterized. Bases 494 to 3721 code for a protein of 1075 amino acids. The record is from RefSeq and is a predicted model, not a curated record. The transcript is spliced from 2 exons. Lineage: Eukaryota; Metazoa; Mollusca; Cephalopoda; Octopoda; Octopodidae.